Molecule: messenger RNA, 1482 nt
Organism: Diutina rugosa
Lineage: Eukaryota; Fungi; Ascomycota; Pichiomycetes; Serinales; Debaryomycetaceae
Product: beclin 1
Exons: 1
Coding region: 1-1482 (493 amino acids)
Biological process (GO): late endosome to vacuole transport; autophagy; cellular response to nitrogen starvation
Cellular component (GO): phagophore assembly site; phosphatidylinositol 3-kinase complex, class III, type I; phosphatidylinositol 3-kinase complex, class III, type II
Source: RefSeq, a predicted model, not a curated record
AUGACCUUCACUUGCCACCACUGCCACACCGAGGUUGAGCUUGACCCGCUGUUGACCAACCUCAAUAAGGCACAGAUUUCACUCCUCGUGGCCAAGACUCACCAGUGCCAGCCUCAGCCUCAUAAUGCAGCGCUGCCAGCACUGUAUCUACCGUCAGGACGACUAGAUACUCUCCGCCAGGCGAUUGGCGAAUCUGCCUCCCAACCGCUAUAUUCACGCAAUCUAAUUGAACUGGAGAACGAUGAUGAUGACGAUGAUGACGAUUAUGAUUACGGUAUCCCCGAUUUGGCACUGCCGCCGCUGCCAUCAAGGGAACUGCCCCUGUCUCCCUUAGCGAGCGCCUUUGACGAAUUGGAUGCUAGUUUCGUGAUGCUUCGUGAUGAUAUCACGGGCCUGAGUCCUGAUAAUCAACCUGAAACUAAUGGUCACGCCAGCGAUACGUUUUCCAAGCGGAUUAAAGUACUUACUCAUAUCUUUCAGAUCCUAUCGCUGACCACUACUGAAGACCACCCAUUGUCGGGAGACUGUGCUGAUCUUUUAGUGGAGAACUACAAAUUGAAGUAUGACCAUACUCAACGUGAGAAAGAGCUCUAUGGGAACUUCCUCGCCAAACUCCAACAGAAACACCAACUGGCGCCUCACACCGACGUCGAUACUAAGCUAGAUGAUGCUCAAACCCAGCUCAAUGAACUUAAAACCAUUGAGGCGACUAAGAUUGAUGAAUUGGUUGAACUUGAGAACCACCAAGCAGAAUUACAACAACAAUUGAAGUCGCUUACUGGGGAACUUCAACGCCUCCAGCUGGGAGAAUUGGAACAGGCACUUGUACGGCGAAACCUAGCUGCUUAUGACGCCACGAUCUCGUCGCUGCGGCUAGCCCAGACUCAGCUGGUGUAUAAGUCUCGCCUUGACCAAUUGGACCGGUUACGUCAUAUCGACGUGUUUGCGUUAUUAUUCAAUAUUAGCGUUACCGACGAUGGCUAUGGCUCUAUAAACGGCUACCGUUUAGGUCACCAUAUCGUGUGGCUGGAAGUAAACGCCGCUUUGGGUCAAGUGGUGCUUUUGCUUGUAUUCCUCAUUAAGAAGCUCUCAGUGAAUCUAGUGGACUUUAAACUAGUUCCCAUCGGGCUGAAACUGCAAAUCAUCAAGUACCAGACGAAACCCCCCGACGUUCCUGGUGAACGUCGCACUAAAAGUGUGCUUAACUUAUACCUGUCGAAUGAGUUCUCGUUAGGCCGCUUGUUUAAUUUCAAUAAGCUCGACGUGCUGAUGAUUGCCGUGGUGGAGAUUGUGCUUCAAAUUCAAGAACGGCUCUACCAAUUAGAUGGCGAUAUUGAGCUUCCCUACCCAAUGAGUGCCCAGGGUUUGGUGGGAGGUAAACUGGUGCGGGUCACCAGUAACCACGAGUGGACCGAAGGGUGUAAACACUUGUUGAUUAAUUUGAAGUGGAUGUUGACUUGGGUGAAGUCAAGGGGAGAAUAA